Messenger RNA from Sesamum indicum (sesame), 2626 nucleotides. RefSeq lists its product as uncharacterized. Lineage: Eukaryota; Viridiplantae; Streptophyta; Magnoliopsida; Lamiales; Pedaliaceae. The record is from RefSeq and is a predicted model, not a curated record.
GAGAGAGGGUAAUAUGCAAAUACCUACAACUCUAGGGGCUACAUAUGGUAAUAAGCCAUAACUUAAUUUGAGUGAUUAAACAAACAUCCGUCUCAACGCAGAAAGCUGAGCCUCAGCGUCAUCCAUCUUCAUAAGAGUUCGCUCAAGAAAGCCAAGCGUUGUUCGGCAUUAAUCACAUACACUUGUUCGCCGUUACUCCUCUGCCUUCAAGAAAUCCUUCAGAAAUACUCACUUCGUCUUCGAUAUCCGUUCAGUAAAAAAUGGCAGCAGAAUUCUCCAAAGCAGUUGAACUUGGCCUCAAGCUCUCCAAACGAAUCUACUACGGCAAGAACGCACCAACAGUCUCCUUGGCGCCGCCGCGUGGGGCGGAGAUGACGGCCGAGACGGAGAGUUACCUACCGACCGCGGUUAUGGUGUACGCUGAGAUAAAUGAGCCGGGGGUGGUGGAUAAUCCUGAUGUUCCGAGCUACCAGCCGUAUGUUCACGGCAGGCCGGUGUUGAUUCCGUUGCACAUGCAUGGGGUGGAGCUGGAGGUGGAUUGCUAUUUGGACACGGCUUUCGUAACCGUCAGCGGCGCGUGGAGAGUACACUGUGUCGCUGCGAGUAGGAGUUGUGACUGCCGCAUUGCUGUGCCGAUGGGCGAACAGGGUUCAGUUCUAGGUGUAGAAGUUGAAAGCCCUUUCAAGUCAUACUCUACACAAUUGAUUUCAUUGGAAGCUACAGGAGAUGCGGUCAAAGCAGCAAGCAGUAAAGAUGGAUUCCUGAUAAAAGGCCAGAUAUACACACUAAGGGUUCCCCAGGUAGAUGGCGGAACAAUGCUAUCAAUUAAAGUCAGUUGGUCCCAGAAGUUGUUCUAUCAAGAUGGGCAAUUUUGCCUUGACGUGCCUUUUGUUUUUCCUUCAUACGUCCUUCCUAUGGUGAAGAACUUAGUUAAAAAGGAAAAGAUUUUAGUGAAUGUGAAUUCUGGAAUUGGAAAUGAACUCUUGUUUGAAAGUGCUAGUCAUCCUUUGCAGAGAAUAGGACAAGAAGGCUCAAAAACUGGAUUUUCUUAUGAGAGAGAAGUUUCAAUGUGGUCCACGAAUGACUUUAAUUUUUCAUACAAUAUUUCUUCAAGUGAAAUUGUUGGCGGUCUGCUGUUGCAGUCUCCAUCUUUGGAUGAUUAUGAUCAGAGGGAGAUGUUUUGCUUUUAUCUAUACCCAGGGAAAUGGAUAAGUAGUAAGGUUUUCAGAAAAGAAGUGGCGUUUUUAGUUGAUAUAAGCGCAAGCAUGCAGGGAAGUCCGCUUGAGAAUGUUAAAACAGCGCUUGUAGCUGCUCUUUUAAAGCUCAAUCCUGUAGAUACUUUCAACGUUAUAGCUUUCAAUGGAAGUUCUUUAUUAUUUUCUCCAUCUUUGGUACCAGCAACUAAGGAGCACAUUGGAAAAGUUUCUGAAUGGAUUCAGACCAAAUUUAUAGCUGAGGGUGGCACAAACAUCUCUGCUCCUCUGGACCAGGCUAUCAACAUGUUCUCAAAAACUGUUGAUGUACUUCCCAUAAUUUUUCUCAUUACUGAUGGAGCCGUUGAAGAUGAAAAAGACAUUUGUGAUGCAAUGAGAGGCCACCUCAUGAAGGGAGGGUUGACCAGUCCACGAAUUUGCACGUUUGGCAUAGGUUCUUACUGCAAUCAUUACUUCCUGCAAAUGCUUGCACAAAUCGGGAGGGGCUAUUUUGAUGCUGCUUUUGAUAUAGGGUCAAUCAACUCGCGAAUGGGAAGAUUAAUUAGUAAAGCAUCAUCAGUCGUACUUGCAGAUAUAACCGUUGAUGCUUUGAAACAUCUUGAUUCCCUUGAGAUUUAUCCGUUUCAUAUUCCAGACCUGUCGGCUGGAUGUCCAUUGGUUAUAUCAGGAAGAUAUUGUGGAAACUUUCCUGACCGAGUUGAAGUUGGUGGCACCUUAGCUGAUUCAAGCAAUUUUGAGAUAAAUGUGAAAGUGCAAAGUGCAAAAAAUAUACCUAUUGACAGAGUACUUGCAAGGAGACAAAUUAAUGCACUUACAGCCCAUGCAUGGUUUUCCGGAAGCAAACAACUGGAGGAAAAGGCCACAAAACUAAGCCUGCUUACAGGGGUGCCUUCUGAGUAUACGAUCAUGAUUCUAAUUGAGACUGAUAAAACGAAGUUAUCUUCCAAGUCAAAAACAGCAGAAGAGAAAACGCCUGACCUUAAAGGGCAGAAGAUAGUAUUCCUGCGGGGACUGGGCAUUGGCUUUGGCAGUGUCCAGGCCACAGCUGAAAACCGACCUCCUGAACAUGCCGAGCCUAAGCUAUACGAAACUUCAGAAAAGAUAUUUAAAGCAGCCUCAGAUUUUUGUGGGAGAGUGGUGGAUUGCUGUUGCUGCAUGUGUUUCAUUCAGUUCUGCAACCGGCUCAACGACCAAUGUGCAGUUGCUCUUACUCAGCUCUGUACAGCUCUCGCAUGUUUCGGGUGCAUGGAGGUGUGUUGUGAUAUCUGUACUGGUGAUUAGAUGCAUCUGAUAGGAUUCAAGACUCACUGCAAAAUUCAUGUACAUAACAAGAGCUGCUUCCAACUGUUUGCACAAUGACACAGUUGUGUAGUUAUUAUUAUGCUUCAAAACAAAUGGAACUGUUUGCGGUA